UGCACACAAGUCAAGGUCUCGCACUUCACCUCGCUAAAUCGAGCAGCAUGUUUGUGUUGCUGUAUUAUUAUUGCCAAAAUAUUGCUAAAAGUGGUCGAAUUGCAUUGUUGACGUUGUUAUAAUUAGGUAUUUUUACAUUGUUCGAAAGUAGUGAGAGUGGUUGUUUGAAGUUUUUUUGUGAUAAGAAAAGUAGGAUAAUUUAGUUUUUUUUAAGAACAGAAGGCAAUAAUUGGUUUUUAUUGAUUUUUACUGGAUUGGAAUGGAAUACUGGAUUUGAUAGUGCUCAAAUAAUUGGAUUGAAGGAAUUGUGAUGUAGCAUACGGAAACUAUAAGGUGCUCUACUUUUGGUUGUCUCAUGAAGUGAUCACAUCAAAAUCAAAGUUUAGGAUCAAGUACUUUGACACUCUUACGACCCAAGGAAGAAGAAGAAGAAAACCAAGACUGUAGACAGCUCCAUAAAAUAUCAUCGAACUUUUAUCAGCAAUAAUUGCAAUACGGUGCAUGAAGGCUUCGGAAAUUUGGUGCAACUAAAAUGGAAAGGUUCUCAAAAGCAUGGGCCACUUUUAAAGGGCUCGUGUUUUGCCAGUUGUGUAUGGCAAUCACGUUCUUAACUACAGGAAUUAUCAUUAACUGCAUUCAAGCCGUCAUGUACGUGACUAUCAGACCUGUGAAUCCGACUUUAUACAGAAAAAUCAAUUUCUACGUUACUUACAUGCUCAACAGUCAAGUCGUAUUUGUGGUGGAAUGGUGGUCUGGAUCUCGUUCUUUUAUAUACACCGAUCCUGCACAUGUCAAAGAUUAUUUUGGCAAAGAACACGCCCUUCUGCUGUUGAAUCAUGGGUGUGAAGUUGACUGGUUGAUGGGGUGGGUAAUUUGUGAUCGAGUAGGCGUAUUGGGUAAUGCUCGCGUCUAUGCCAAGCGAAUUCUUCAGUACGCACCAGUUUUGGGAUGGUCUUGGAAGUUUCAAGAAAUUGUGUUUCUGGAUAGAGACUGGGAAAAGGACAGGCGUAACAUGGGUGCCCAACUUACUCGUCUCGCAGCAUAUCCUGAUCCUAUUUGGUUAACUUUGUUCCCUGAAGGAACACGAUUCACACAAGAAAAGUACGAAGCAAGCAUGGAAGUUGCUCGCGAGAAGGGACUUCCACUAUUGAAACAUCACCUUCUUCCAAGAACGAAAGGAUUUGUGGCGAGCAUUCCAUAUUUGAAGGGAAAAGUGCCUGCAAUUUAUGACGUCGUCGUUGUCGUCGAAAAGGGGUGCAAAAACGAGCCAUCAGUUUUCAGUUUGGUGAGAGGCGAAGAAGUAAGAACUGAAUUGCUAAUACGACGAAUCCCAAUGUCGGAAGUUCCAGACGAUGAAAAAGAAGCUGCGGCAUGGCUCCAGAAGCUGUUUCAAGAUAAGGAUAAAGUUUUGGACAAUUACGUCAAGCUCGGAGAAUUUGUGCCAAAAAAUGAACGUGAUAGUGAAGAGUAUUCCAGUUAUAAAAAUUACCAAAAGAUAGAACUUCCCAGACGAUACUACUCGUUGAUCAAUUUUUGUUCUUGGGCUGCCCUAAUUCUUAUACCAUUGGGCACUUAUCUGUGUCAAACAAUGCUGUCUGGAUCAAUUAUUCGAAUUUCGGUUGUUGCCAUACUUUGCGCUUCAGCAUACAUUGGAUUUAACAAUUUAAUUAAUUUGACAAGAAUUGAUAAGGGAUCAACCUAUGGUAGUACAGGCCCUACACCCUCAACAAACGGCGUCCACAACAAUGGAUCUGCAAAGUCCGAUAAACCUAAUGGAAUUGGUAUGAACGGAAGCACAAAAGUUGAAAGUAAACUAGACUGAAUAUCGUACUCAUCACGAAAUCACCACUUAUUGUCCUUCAUUUUCUUACUCAAAAGACCAAUUAAAAAAACGCUGCAUAUGGACUCCAACAUUUCCUUCCUCAAUUUGUAAAAAUGUUUGCUUUAUUUUUUACCAAAAACUAUUAAUUUACUAAAUAGAUCGUUGCUAGAAUUAUUAUCAUUUGUAAGUUAACAAACAGGUAACUUAGUUUUUGAAACUUCAGUGUUAUUAUUAAUAUUCUCAAGUCUUCAGUAAUUAAAUUUGGUGCUGUGUUAUAUCAAAAUAGAUUAUUUGAACUACCGUUUUCCACUAGAUGAACGUAGAAAUUAGAGAAAAUAGAAACGAUAUGCAGAUCAAUCUUCUAGUCGUGUUAGUGCAUAGAACAACAAAAUAGUAACAAACUGCUUCUGAAAGAAAUUACCGAUGGACAAAUGAUAAAGUCCAAUGUAUUAAUAUUAGAUAACCGCACAAAAAAGUUGCUGGAAAUAACUUUACACCAAAUUUACGAUUACUUACAUACAUGUUAAUGUAUUUUCAUACCAACCUUCUCAGGUGGAUCAGUAAACAUAUAUUUUACGGUUGACAAAAUAUAUACAUCGAUAACUACUUACGUACGACGACACCAAAAGUGCUUGACAUACAUAAUGCUAUUAAUUUAGAUGACUUGUACAAGUUGUUGGUAAUAAUAAUCUGUUAUUUCCUGAUGAUGUGAAAUAGUAAUAAAAAAUUAUACAAUCAUUAUGAAAAUAUA
Messenger RNA from Folsomia candida, 2573 nucleotides. Its product is annotated as 1-acyl-sn-glycerol-3-phosphate acyltransferase gamma. The transcript is spliced from 11 exons. The record is from RefSeq and is a predicted model, not a curated record. Gene Ontology annotation, molecular function: 1-acylglycerol-3-phosphate O-acyltransferase activity. Lineage: Eukaryota; Metazoa; Arthropoda; Collembola; Entomobryomorpha; Isotomidae. Bases 533 to 1822 code for a protein of 429 amino acids. Gene Ontology annotation, cellular component: endomembrane system.